Molecule: messenger RNA, 5376 nt
Organism: Enterobius vermicularis (human pinworm)
Lineage: Eukaryota; Metazoa; Nematoda; Chromadorea; Rhabditida; Oxyuridae
Source: the annotation of a GenBank genome assembly
AUGAUGUUCUGGGAAGCAGAUGCUGGAAGCGCUUGUAACUUACCGCAGCAAAUUGGCACUGGCCCAUAUCGGAUCCCUCGGUGGUACUACAAUCCGGCCAGAAUGCGUUGCGAGCUCUUUUACUGGUCCGGUUGCUGUGGCAAUGGCAACAAUUUUCAGACAUUUCAGAACUGUCAACAAGUCUGUGAAGAUAAAACCAGCCUGACCUCUUUUCCUGUCUCAUUUUCUGCUGGUAAAUCUUAUUGCUGUCUACGACCAUUUUCGCCUGGCUACGGCAACAAAAGUAUUCCACGAUGGUAUUUUGAUCCGGAAACUGGUAGCUGCAAAUUGUUCUCCUAUCGUGGUAAAGGUGGUUACGGUAACAUCUUCGCAUCCUCUUCCGAGUGUCUUUUCUAUUGUAGAGGUCCAUCAAUUGAACUAAAUAAUAGAGGUUUAUCAAACUGCUCACAGCUUAGAUGCAGCACAGACUCACAUGAAUGGUGUGUUUUUGCAGUGGAUCCCUGUACCCAAGAACGUGAUCAAGGAGUAGGUGCACUGCAACUUCCACGCUAUUUUUUCAACCAUCAAACCAAAAUGUGUGAACAAUUUAUUUAUUUCGGUUCUGCAGGAAACCGGAAUAACUUUAUGACACUUGAAGAUUGCCAACGACAAUGCCCAGAAUCACCGAAUCCGUGCGCUUAUGGAAGUUCCAAUUCACAAGUACGAUGUAAUCCAAGUUCAGCUAUGGUAUCUACUUGCGGAAGCCAUCAGUAUUGUCACGUUGGACCAACUGUAGUGACCACUGUUUGCUGUAACAAGCCACCAAGUGGUGACCGGUGUAGUCAACCGUUGAACGCCGGAAUAGGUAAUGCCAAUCUGCAACGAUGGUACUUCAAUCCGCUAACCCAACAGUGCCAGGUUUACGUCUAUAAAGGACUUCAAGGCAAUGAAAAUAACUUCUUGAGUCAACAAGAGUGUGAAAAUGCUUGCUUUGUAAAUCCGUGUGCUCGUGGAACUCCUUAUCGAAGUCAAGGGGUUAAUGUACAAUGCUCGGCUCUGAAUCAAGCAGUUUGUCCAGCAGGAUAUUACUGCCAUAUUGGUGUUGAUUCUCAAUCUAGUGUUUGCUGUCAAGCGAUUGGAAUUAAUCCAUGUAAUGAACCAUUAAAUAAAGGUCAAGGUAAAUCAUCUCUCACAAGAUACUAUUACGAUGCGUCUAAGCGACAGUGUUUAACCUUUAAUUAUUUGGGAUUGAGAGGAAACACAAAUAAUUUUCUCAGCAAGGAAGCUUGUGAGUCCCAGUGCCCUGUAUGGGUUAACCCAUGCAGCAGUGGUGAUCCACUACUUGGCAGUGAUAAGAGACCUCAACGAUGUUACCAAAAAGCUCCAUGUCCCCCUAAUUAUUUCUGCCACAUUGGCUUCGACGAUGCGACAACCGUAUGCUGCCCAACUUCGGGCGAUCCUUGUACAAUACCGGUGAAUAUUGGACAAGGAGAUCAAAAAAUUAAUAGAUGGUUUUACGAUGCCAAAACUCGGCAAUGUCUUCCAUUCGUUUACAAAGGUCUUGGUGGAAACGAAAAUAAUUUCUUGCUACGUGACCACUGCGAAAACACCUGCCCAGUUUGGAUAAACCCCUGUGUCGGAGAAGAUCCUAUUCUGUUACCUAACGGACGACCGAAGCAGUGCAGUCCGUCGAUUGCCGAUACUUGUCCACCAACGCAUUGGUGUUAUCCUGGAGUUGAUGCUGCUACAACAGUAUGUUGCCCAGGAAGAAAAGAUCCUUGUCAGUUACCUCUAGCUGUAGGAGAAGGAGAAUAUUCUCAACCACGAUUUUAUUUCGAUCAGAAUAAAAAGCAGUGUUUCCAGUUCAGCUUCAGGGGUCUUAAAGGAAAUGCGAACAACUUUUUAUCUCAAUAUGACUGCGAAAUGAAGUGCCCUGUAUUUAUUGAUCCUUGUCCAACGUCGUAUGCUGGUAUGUCAAAUUCUAUACAACAGCAUAUCCCCUGCUCAGCAGAAAAUCAAAGCUGUCCAGCAAAUUACUGGUGUCAUAUUGGAGCAACAGCAGACACUUCAGUAUGCUGUCCACAUGCUGGUGAUCCUUGCUCGUAUCCUCCAAGAAAUUCUGGCAGCGGUGACUUAAACUUGGUAAGGUGGUCUUUUGAUGGAGCGGAAAGAAAAUGUUUAUCGUUCGAAUAUCGUGGGUUAAAAGGGAACCAAAACAAUUUCUUGACUAAAGAGGCAUGCGAAAAGAAAUGCCCAGUUUUUGAAAAUCCAUGCAGAGUUGGAGAAGCAUUCAUGGUUGAUAAGAAACCACAAAUAUGCAAUCCUCAAAAUCCAUGUCCUUCGAACUACUACUGUCAUAUCGGUGUUGCUGAUCAAUAUUACUGUUGUCCUGCACAAGGUGGAGACCCAUGCGGUCAAGCGAUGAGCAGAGGACAGGGUAAUGCACAGCUGCAACGGUGGUACUGGAAUAUGGCCAGUCAACAAUGUAUUGCUUUCAUCUACUGCGGUAUGAAAGGAACACAGAAUAAUUUUUUGUCAAAACAAGAUUGUGAGCGGACAUGCUACGAAAUUGAUAAUCCUUGUGCACUUGGUAAUCCUCAACUUGGGUCCGAUGGUCGUCCUAUAGGUUGUAGUCCUACUGUUGACACUUGUGCAUCAAAUUAUUGGUGUCAUAUUGGUGCAACAUCUGUAACAACUGUUUGUUGUCCAGGACGUGUAACUGGAGAAGCAAUCUGUCAACAACCAAUGUCAAUGGGAUCUGGAGAUGCAAAUCUGCAACGGUGGUACUAUGAUUCAAUAAAUAGAAAAUGUGUACCAUUUGUUUACAGAGGACACUACGGUAAUCAAAAUAACUUCCUGUCAGAACUGCAGUGCCAACAAACUUGUGCAGUUUACACCAAUGUAUGCCCUGUUGGUGAACCUUUGCUUGAAUCGAAUAACAGACCCAAACCUUGCACAUUUGGCACGGACAGUUGUGAGGCCGGCUACUGGUGCCAUCUUGGACUAGUCCCAGAUGAAUACAUGUGUUGUCCCGGUGAACCGACGCAAACUGCAGCUUGUGAAGGGUUACCUUUUGAGUCGGGUGUUGCUGGAGCUGCAGCGCCACCAUCAACCCGGUGGUACUAUGACAGAGAAUCAAUGACUUGUAAACCGUUCCAGUACGACGGUCGACAAGGGAACCAGAAUAACUUUUUGACAGAAGCUGACUGCGCUGCGACUUGCGAGGUUUUUGUGAAUCCAUGCAGCCUGCCUAUAACUUUGCCGCCGCAGCUCUGCUCACCAUCUUCCAGUAUUUGCGGACAGGGAAUGUACUGUCAUGUUGGUGGUACACCGCAAACGACAAUUUGCUGUCCUUUAGAGGGUGAUCCUUGUACUCUUCCACAGUCUCGCGGAAGUGGCACUCUCUUCCUCGAUCGCUGGUACUUCAAUACGCAAACAGGAACUUGUCAACCAUUUACUUACACAGGAAUGAGGGGAAAUGCGAACAACUUCUUGACUCGCGAACAGUGUGAAGCAAGCUGUGGUCCCAAUCCUUGCCCAGAAGGGAGACCAUUUACUGGCGUUGAUGGCAGGCCACAGACGUGCAGUGCAACAUCGCAAGUGAACACUUGUCCAAGUGGUUACUGGUGUCAUACCGGAGCGGAUCAAACGACGACUGUUUGUUGUCCUGGAGCCAGCUUAAAUCCUUGUAAUUUGCCGAUGUCUACUGGGGAAGGGAACGCCAAUUUAGAACGAUACUAUUUUGAUUCCGUGACUAGGACUUGCAGACCGUUCACGUACAGAGGUUUGAAAGGAAACCAGAACAAUUUCCUGACAUUGAGAGCUUGCCAACUUCAAUGCCAACCCUUGGAAAAUCCAUGCACCGGCCAGCCAGCUACUACAGCAGCUGGACAAGUGCUGUUUUGUUCCUCCACCAAUAAAGACACUUGUCCAGUCAACUUUUGGUGUCAUGUUGGUGCAACUCCGGAAACAACUGUUUGCUGCCCUGGAGCCACUAAUCCCUGCUCAGUUCCAUUAUCUCCUGGUACUGGUAAUGCAGGGUUAGCUCGUUGGUAUUAUAACCCGGAUGAUCGCUCAUGUCAGCCUUUCACAUACAAUGGCAAGCGAGGAAAUCAAAACAAUUUUGAAUCUGAACUAGAAUGCUCUAGGACUUGUCCAGCAGAUGUCGAUGGGAAUGUGUGUAUCGGCGAUAUUCAGCUUUUCACUCACUUCCUCUUCCUUUCUCUAUUAUGUUGUGAUCAGAGCGGGUGGGGUUUUUCAGUUUUCGAAGAUCCAUGCUUGGGAGAGGUAGCUAAGGAUGAGAAUGGGCGUCCUCAAGAAUGUAAUCCCUUACAGAGUGAUUCGUGCGAAACGGGGUACUUUUGCUUAGCAGGCGAUACAGCUAUAAAUUCAAAUAGCUACUGCUGUCCAAAAAUGGCAGAAGACCCAUGCACUGUUUACCUUAGUGAAGGUGCAGGAAUUCAAGCUCUUCCAAGAUGGUAUUACAAUCCCAAAGAAGGCGAAUGUUAUCCAUUUUCUUACAGAGGGCUCAAAGGAAACGAAAAUAAUUUUCUCACGCAGCAAAUUUGUGAAGAGAGUUGCAAGCCAGUGAGGAACCCAUGCUUUGGCGGCGACGAACCGUUACGAAUUAAUGGAAAGAUUGUACAGUGUAGUCUCCGUUCAUGCCCUCAUACUCAUUACUGUCACAUUGGUGAAAACUCACGUUCUCGUGUUUGCUGUGAACGAAAAGGCAACGUGUGUGAUCAGCAGCUGAUGGUUGGUACCGGUAAUGCGGAACUGUCACGAUGGUACUAUGAUAGUGUGGCUGAUGAAUGUGUUGCAUUUAAUUACAGCGGACUGGCAGGCAAUGAAAAUAAUUUUUUAACGAAAGAGGAGUGCCAAGUUUCCUGUCCCGGUUAUCGUGGAUAUUGCCCACACGGCAAGCCAUUGAUCGUUCAAAGCGAAAUUUCUUCAUGCGGAAUAGACACCGCUUGUCCAAAGGGAUUUAUAUGCCAUGUGACAAAAAGAGAAUCAAAGUCAGUUUGCUGCCCUGAUCCAUCUGUCUUUUGUCCCCUUCCUCGUGAUCCAGGCCCAUGUAAUGAAUCUCUAACUAAGUAUGGGUACAAUAAGGUGACUGGUUUAUGCCAGAAAUUUACUUAUGGUGGUUGUGUAGGAAACCUUAAUAAUUUUGAUACGCUGCAAGCCUGUACCGCAAUAUGUUGUGACAAGGAGCAACUUUGCCUUCUCUCCAUAGACAGAGGUGCCUGUGGAGGCAGACAGACCCGAUACGCCUUCAAUCGACAAACAGGUCAGUGUGUACCGUUUGAAUAUACGGGGUGUGGAGGAAACUUGAACAACUUCCAGACUUUAAGUGAUUGUAUGGCUACCUGCGGUAACGUUGGUUUUAGAAAGAUGUAA